AGUGCUGGCUUUGGACUAUGGGCACCUGGAGGGCCCCACUCCCGGCCCAGCCGGGCUGAGCCUUCCAUCUUCUGCCUGCUGGAGCCUGGGCACCCCCUCCUUCCUUCUCUUGGAUGGCAUCCCUGCCCGAAUAUCUGGACACUUAGGUUCCAUGUUGUGGCUGGCUCAAGGAGUGGGCUGGUGACUGCCCUGACUGAGCAUGGCCCUCCCAGCCUUGAGCCUGGACCUCUGGAGCCUCCUGGGCCUUUUCCUCUUCCAGCUACUGCUGCUGCUGCUGCCACCAACAACCACAGAGGGUAGUGGGCAGGGGCCCAUGCCCAGGGUCAGAUACUAUGCAGGGGACGGACGCAGGGUACUUAGCCUCUUCCAGCAGAAGGACCUCCAGGAUUUUGACAUUCUGCUCCUGAGUGAUGAUGGAAAUACUCUUUAUGUGGGGGCUCGAGAGGCCAUUCUGGCCUUGAAUAUCCAAGAUCCAGGGGUCCCAAGGCUUCACAACAGGAUACCCUGGCCAGCCAGUGAAAAGAAAAAGACUGAAUGUGCCUUUAAGAGGAAGAGCAAUGAGACACAGUGUUUCAACUUCAUCCGUGUCCUGGUCUCUUUCAAUGCCACCCAUCUCUAUGCCUGCGGCACCUUCGCCUUCAGCCCUGCGUGUACCUUCAUUGAACUCAAAGAUUCCAACCUGAUGCCCAUCUUGGAGGAUAGUGUCAUAGAGGGGAAAGGCCAAAGCCCCUUUAACCCAGUCCACAAGCACACAGCUGUCUUGGUGGAUGGGAAGCUGUAUUCUGGCACCAUGAACAACUUCCUGGGCAGUGAGCCCAUCCUGAUACGCACACUGGGCCAUCCCGUCCUCAAGACCGACAACUUCCUCAGUUGGCUGGAGCCGGAUGCCUCCUUCGUGGCAGCCAUUCCUUCGACCCAGUUCGUCUACUUCUUCUUCGAGGAGACAGCCAGUGAAUAUGACUUCUUCGAGAAGCUCCACACGUCCCGCGUGGCCCGAGUCUGCAAGAACGAUGUGGGUGGUGAGAAGCUGUUGCAGAAGAAGUGGACCACCUUCCUGAAAGCCCAGCUGCUCUGCGCCCAGCCUGGGCAGCUGCCGUUCAAUAUCAUCCGCCACGCAGUCCUGGGGCCUGCCAAUUCCUCCACAGUUUCCAUCUACGCAGUCUUCACCUCCCAGUGGCAGAUUGGUGGAACCAAGAGCUCUGCUAUCUGUGCCUUUUCUCUCACGGAUAUUGAGCGUGUCUUUGAAGGGAAAUACAAGGAGCUGAACAAAGAAACUUCACGCUGGAUCACUUACAUGGGCUUUGAGACCAACCCCCGGCCAGGCAGCUGCUCGGUGGGCCCCUCCUCCGAUAAAGCUUUGACCUUCAUGAAGGAUCAUUUCCUGAUGGAUGAGCAGGUGGUGGGGAAACCCCUGCUGGUGAAGUCUGGUGUGGAGUACACACAGCUUGCGGUGGAGACAGCCCACGACCUUGAAGGGCAUAGCCAUCUGGUCAUGUACCUGGGCACCGCAACGGGGUCCCUCCACAAGGCGGUGGUUAGCAAGGACAGCAGUGCUCAUCUGGUGGAGGAGAUCCAGCUGUUCCCUACCCCUGAACCUGUUCGGAACCUGCAGCUGGCUCCCACCCAGGGCUCAGUGUUUGCAGGCUUCUCAGGUGGCAUCCAGAGGGUGCCCCGAGCCAACUGUAGCAUCUAUGAGAGCUGUGUGGACUGUGUCCUUGCCCAGGACCCCCAUUGUGCCUGGGACCCUGAAUCACAAACUUGCCGCCUAUUGUCCAGCCCUGUCCUGAGCUCCUGGAAGCAGGACAUAGAACAAGGGAACCCUAAGUGGGCAUGUGCCACUGGCCCCAUAGGCAGGAGCCACCAGCCUCAGAGCCGCCCCCAAAUCAUUAAAGAAGUCUUGGCUGUCCCCAACUCCAUCCUGGAGCUCCCCUGCCCCCACCUCUCAGCCCUGGCUUCCUACCAUUGGAGUCAUGGGACAGCACCAGUCCCAGAAGCCUCUUCCACUGUCUACAAUGGCUCUCUCUUGCUGCUACUGCGGGAUGGGGUGGGGGGCCUCUACCAGUGCUGGGCCACUGAGCACGGUUUCUCAUACCCCGUGGUCUCCUACUGGGUGGACAGCCAGGACCAGCCCCUGGCACUGGACCCUGAGCUCGCGGGCAUUCCCCGGGAGCGCGUGGAAGCCCCGUUGACCAGGGUUGGUGGCGGGGCUGCCCUGGCUGCCCAGCGGUCCUACUGGCCCCACUUCCUCACAGUCACUGUGCUCCUCGCCUUAGUGCUUUCAGGAGCCCUCAUCUUCCUCCUUGCCUCCCCACUGGGGGCACUCCGAGCCCGGGGAAAGGUCCAGGGCUGUGGGACUCUGCCUCCCGGGGAGAAGGCCCCACUAAGCAGGGAGCAGCCCCUCAAACCCCCCAAGGAACACAGGACCUCUGCCAGUGAUGUGGAUGCUGACAACCACCACCUGGGCACUGAGGUGGUAUAA
Orycteropus afer afer is the source of this 2479-nucleotide messenger RNA. NCBI's taxonomy places the organism in Eukaryota, Metazoa, Chordata, Mammalia, Tubulidentata, Orycteropodidae. The record is from RefSeq and is a predicted model, not a curated record.